UUAUAAACCUACAUCUCCCUCUAUUCGCCCUCCACAUUUUCGCAGCCGCCUCCAGGAUUUGUUGUCUUUGCGGAAGUAAUCAACUCAUUCAUCAAGAUGCAGAACGAAGAGGGUCAAAUCACUGAGCUCUACAUUCCCAGGAAAUGCUCAGCAACUAACAGGCUGAUCACCUCGAAGGAUCAUGCAUCUGUUCAGAUCAACAUCGGGCAUCUUGAUGAGAAUGGCAUCUAUACUGGCCAGUUCUCCACUUUUGCUCUUUGUGGUUACGUCCGUGCUCAGGGAGAUGCUGACAGUGGUCUUGACCGACUCUGGCAGAAGAAGAAAGCAGAAGUGAAACAACAGUAGAAGAAGCAAGCUGAACUUGAGCUGAUUUUUCUAGUAUUUUGAGUUUAUGUUUUAGAGUAUGGAAGUGAACCAAUAUAUGGUGUUUUGUAUUUGUUUUUGAUGACGGUUGCAACUAGUUGGCAUCAUUUUGCUAUUGACUUCUGAAGUAUCUAGUUAUGCAAGCUUAAGUUUCCCAGA
Messenger RNA from Rosa rugosa (rugosa rose), 522 nucleotides. RefSeq names its product small ribosomal subunit protein eS21y. Gene Ontology annotation, molecular function: structural constituent of ribosome. Gene Ontology annotation, biological process: endonucleolytic cleavage to generate mature 3'-end of SSU-rRNA from (SSU-rRNA, 5.8S rRNA, LSU-rRNA); endonucleolytic cleavage in ITS1 to separate SSU-rRNA from 5.8S rRNA and LSU-rRNA from tricistronic rRNA transcript (SSU-rRNA, 5.8S rRNA, LSU-rRNA); translation. NCBI's taxonomy places the organism in Eukaryota, Viridiplantae, Streptophyta, Magnoliopsida, Rosales, Rosaceae. The transcript is spliced from 4 exons. Gene Ontology annotation, cellular component: cytosolic small ribosomal subunit; ribosome. The coding region runs from base 97 to 345 and encodes 82 amino acids. The record is from RefSeq and is a predicted model, not a curated record.